GACGACAACAGGAACAGGAAUACUUGCAUAGGAAAUAGUAAAUAGACACAACAACAACAAUCAGUUCAGUUCAACAAUUGACAAUUAGCGAGAUCCUGUGAGAGAUCCUGGCAAGAUGUGCGACUGUGGCUGCUACUCGUACUGCCUGCACGACGCAUCCUGCUAUUCGCACAGCCAUUACCAUACCCAUUCGCACUCGCAUCAUUGCUGCGCUGGAUACAAGUAUCUCAAGUGUCUGUGUCGCUAUUAUCGGCAUGUGCACUGCACCUGCUCCUGUUGGCGCCGAAAAUGUUACCUGCUUUAAGCGCACAAAUGUCAGACAGACGACAGUUUGACAGGCGCCGAGGAUGCAGGCCGUCUGGAUGGAGGAUGGAGGAUGUAGGAUGGAGGCGACAGCACCAUUAAAAAUCACAACUCAAACAAUGCAAAUCAGCAAAAGCAAAUGAUAAAGUCCUUUAAGCAGUUGCAUAACACUUGGCUGCAUCGUCGAAGGUGAAAGAACAGGUGAAGCAGGUGGCACGUGGCAGGUGAAGCAGGUGGGAAACAGUUGGAGCUGCCAGCGUAGCUAAUGGAUGAUUGGGGUGCGAUUGCGAGGAUAGCAACUAGCGUGCAUACAGGUCGUAUGUGCAACGUUUUUAGUUGUCUGGGUGAGUGUGAGUGUGACUGAGAGAGAGCGAGAGAGAGAGAGAGAGAGAGAGAGAAAGGACGAGCGAGCGAGCGAUGCGGCCAACUUGUUAUGGACCGACUGCAUUUGGUGCAGAAUCUCUCGCAAUAACUAAAACGAACGGAUUCCAUUUAACUAACUCACCAUGUACAAUCCUACAUAAUUAACUAGUUAAUAUAGAUGAGCAUUCCUUAACUCACACCCACACACACACUCACAACUGGCACACGUAAGUUAAGUGCAUAAGUUUUACUUGAAUUGUCUCAAGCACACGAUAUAACUAUAUAUAUGUAUGUUCGUUGCCUAUAAAUGUUAGUUAUAGUUAUCGAUUCAUCAUCAUGUUGAUGACAAUUUGC
Drosophila novamexicana is the source of this 1020-nucleotide messenger RNA. RefSeq lists its product as uncharacterized. Lineage: Eukaryota; Metazoa; Arthropoda; Insecta; Diptera; Drosophilidae. The transcript has a single exon. The coding region runs from base 116 to 304 and encodes 62 amino acids. The record is from RefSeq and is a predicted model, not a curated record.